UAGAUAUUCGUAACGGAGCAUGCCGAAUUGCUGAACAACGCUGAGUGCUGAAAUCGUCAUAAUUACGUUUACUGGUUUACGUUUUCGAAUGGUGGUUCAAGACGCUCUGUAUUGAAAUAAAACGUAUAAAUUCUUUUGAAAAAGUCAUCAUGUCAGAAGACGAAGGUAACCAGAUGUUCCAUCCCAUUCGUCAAAGAAGAAAAUUCACAAAAGAACAGCAAAUGCUAGGCAUGUGGGCAGAUGACAGUGACGAGGAAGAGCAGUUAUCAAAACUUCCGACGAGAGGAUUUAGUAAGGGACCUAAAAAUUAUACAGCGCCAGUUAAUUUUGUAGCGGGUGGCAUUCAGCAAGCUGGCAAAACGAGUGAAGAUAAAAAGAAAGACGAAGAUAAAAAUAACGAAGAAGAUGAAGAUGAUCAAGAUGUAUCGAAUACUUCAAGUGACUCGGAGGAAGAAGCACCUUCACGGCCGUCUUUCUCGUUUAACGCUGAUGCAGUGGGUGGAAUCGCCGGGUUGAGAAAGAAACGCGCACCAGUUAAUCCGUCUCUGAUGAGAACUGGAGUAGGUAACUGGGAAGUACACACCAAAGGUAUUGGAGCCAAACUGCUGCUCCAAAUGGGUUUCGAGCCGGGUAAAGGAUUGGGUAAAUCUUUACAAGGUAUCAGUGCUCCAGUCGAAGCACAAGUACGACGUGGACGUGGUGCCAUUGGAGCUUAUGGCCCCGAGAAGUUAGCAAAGGUCCCGCAGGAGAAGAAGGAUGAGGAUGCAGAGAAGACCAAGGAGUUCAAGGCUAAAUUGUCACAGUGGCGAAAGACUGAUGGGGUACCGAGUAAAAAAAAGACCAAGUACUCGUACAAAAGUGUUGAUCAAGUUCUGGAGGAUGGAAAAUUAAGGCCGAGCAUAAACACUUCAAGUAGUGACAUGAGUCGAGUUAAAGUUAUUGACAUGACGGGUCCGGAGCAGAGAGUACUGAGCGGCUACCAUGCUAUCGCUGGUCAACAUCGUCCUGAUGACUCCGUUGUCGAAAGUGACAAAAAAUCUCUUGCAAACUUUGCACUACCAGAGCUGUUACACAAUUUGAAUCUAAUUGUUGACAUGUGCGAGCAAGAUAUCAUACAGAAUGACAGAAAAACUAGACAUUUGAGGGAUAGAGCGGUUGCUCUUGAAGCUGAGCAAAAGAACAUGGCGAAAAUAAUUGAUCAGCAUGACCAGUUGAUCAAUACCUUGAGUAGUGCCAUAGCAAUAGUUGAAAACUUGAUGAUUAAUAAUAAUGAUAUGAGUUUAGAAGAGACGGCGGAAGCUUUUAAAAAAUUACAGAACGAGUACUACAAUGAUUAUAAAACGUAUGAGCUUGGAGAACUUGCUAGCAGUCUGGUUGCACCGAAAUUCAAGAGUUGUCUAGCUAGUUGGAACCCGCUGCUGGAGCCAAUACGAUAUUUGAAGGAAAUGAAAGAGUGGAAAGAUAUUCUGAGCAUUGGUAAUAAUGUUAUACAAGCCAGGACUUCAAUGAGUCCAUAUGAUCAGCUGAUUUGGAAUGCAUGGAUGCCAUCAAUUCGCGGAGCUGUUCAACAGUGGACCUGUCGACAACCCGACCCGCUUAUUGAGUUAUUAGAAAAUUGGAUGCAUUUGAUACCCAGCUGGAUUAUGGACAAUAUACUAGAGCUACUGGUACUUCCCAAACUUACACUAGAAGUUGAAGAGUGGAAUCCCUUGACCGAUACGGUGCCCAUUCAUACCUGGAUUCAUCCCUGGCUACCACUGAUGGGUAAUCGCAUGGAUACUUUGAUAUAUCCAAUAAUUAGACGUAAGCUUGGAUCAGCGCUCGGAGGUUGGCAUCCGUCUGACAGAUCAGCAAGACUUAUGCUAGAACCCUGGUCUCAAGUAUUCACUAAAGGCGACAUGGAAGCUUUUCUAGUCAAGAACAUCCUGCCAAAACUACAGAUUGCAUUGUCUGAGUUUAUCAUCAAUCCUCACUCGCAGCAUUUAGAUAAUUGGAAUUGGGUUUAUGAUUGGGUAGCCAUGCUACCGGUUCACACGAUGGUCGGGUUGCUGGACAAGUUUUUUUUCCCUAAAUGGCUGCAAGUAUUGGCGCUGUGGCUUAAUCAUUCUCCAAAUUAUGACCAGAUAACGCACUGGUACAUGGGAUGGAAGAAAAUGCUGAACGACAGACUCUUGGCUGAGCCAGUCAUUAAGGAUCAUUUCAAAAAAGCGCUGGAUAUGAUGAAUCGAGCUGUAUCAACUCCACAAGGCCUUCAACCCGGUGCUGUCGAGCAAGUUUCAUACUUGACGAGUCUUGAAAGAACGCAGCCAGUUCCGCAGAUUUCUGCUUCAGCUCAACCACGUAUUGAGAGACUUGCCGAAGCCGUACGUACCGCUUCGCAGAUACCUCAAGGUUUCAAAGAUCUUGUGCAGAAGAAGUGCGAAGAACGCGGCAUUCUGUUCAUGCCGAUGGCAAACCGAUAUCGUGAAGCUAAACAAGUCUACAAAGUUGGAAACGUACAGGCCUACAUCGAUGGGAAUGUUCUUUUCGUGAAUCAUAAAGUUUCUAAUUGGGUUCCAACUCACCUCAACGCCUUACUAGACAUGGCAGAACUCUAACCAAUGGUAGGAAAUUUUUAAUUAUAAACACUUGUUAUUUUUUCUAGACUAAUUGUUGUUAUUUAGUUUUUUAUUUUGUUAGGAAAACGGUUGAUUGUAGACCAACCCCAUAACUUUUUUCUAAAGUUAUUAUUUAUUUAUUAUUUUUUUUUUUUUCGUAAAAUUAAUUAGAUAUAAAAUCGAGAUGCUCGAUUAAAAGUAUUAAAUUUUCAAAAUUAAAUUUUCAUUUAAAAUACACGUAAAUUCAAUUACUUUUUUUCUAACUUUCUAAUACUCAGCUGUGUUUUAUGAUAUCGACGCGGUGUUGGUCGCAAAUUGUAGGGCAUUUGGUGUUCUUUAAAAGUGCCCGUAAUAACAGCUGUAAUUCCAGCUGUUUCACUUUUGUCCGCUGCGGAAGUUAUUUUUCCUAUGAAAUUGACCUUUAUUGGCUUGCAGAACGUAAAAUAAUAAAAGUACACUGAAAAUGUUAUCAGAAGUUUUGUAGGAAAUUUUAUUCCCUUCAAAAAAAGCCCAAUGAGUCAAUUCGCUAAAGUCCAUAGUUUCCGAGUUAUAGUGAUUUUAAUAAUUUGAAAAAUAUUAUAGUAAAAAAACAAAUGACAAUUGAUAUUUUAUUUAUUAAAAAUUUUAGAAUAACAUUUAUUAUAUACAUUCGCCUAUCAUUAUAAAUAUAAAAAAAUAAAUUUAUAGCAAGAGAGUCAACCUAGCAACAAUAAAAAACAAUAUAAUUAUCAUACAACAAUACGUUCAAAUUCAUUUAGCUUCUUGAAUUAUGUUUUAUUUUUAUUUUUUUUUCUUAAGUCCGCCUUUCUGAGUGAAAACCAACGAGCUGUUUGCUUCCGAAUUUACGGUAGAGGUAUUUUCAAUUCUUUUUCUACAACUCAGUUGUUACAAUAGUUACUAAUUACCUCUAAAGAGAUGAUAGCAUUCGAGGUCUUUUAGUUUAAUUAUCUCACUACUUUUCUUCUUAGGGUGAAUGUAAAUUUUGAAAUUAUUUCACCCCGAAUUAAAAAAUCUAACCUCAUGUAUAUCGGCCUAUUAAUUUCUUCUUUGAUUUUACAGCUUUAAACCGAUUUUUCUGUAAAAUUAAAAAUAAAUAAGGGAAGCUAUUGGUUUCGGUCUGAUUCUCGAAAGCCGAAUUUCUAACAGAUCUUGACAUUUAAGAUUUUGUUUCAUUUAUCAAUUGUUUCUGUCAAUUGAAUCGUCUAUCACAUUUCAUUAAGCAGUCAAAAUAAGAGUGUCUAAUCUGACUUAUUUGUAACUAAGUAAGAAUGUAAAUCUAUUUAAUUUAUUACUUGAAUUUUUUUAAUUUAUUGUAUGAUAUAUAGGAUUAAAAAGACAAAAUUACGUAUCUUACGCAAUAUGUAAAAUAAAUGAAGAUCAUAACCUAUAAAUAAUCAUUUAUAUUAUUUAUAAACAAUUUUUGUGCAUUAACUUAUAUAAAAAAUUGGAUUCAAAAGAUAAAGAUAAGUACUUGAUUUCACUUAGUUAUCUAUAGUAAUUUUUAUUUUUGUAUGCUAAGGUAACCAAGAUUGACCAAUUCAAUAUAACUUAUCGUAAUUAAUAAUUUUAUAUUUUAGACUAGCCGCUACCAGUGGCUUCGCACACGUAAGUUCUACAAUACAUAUAUUAGUAUUAUAAUAAGAUUUACUAAAUAAUUCAAGUAAAUAUAUAUAUAUAUAUAUAUACAUGUAAAAUAUACAUCAUAAUAUAAACAUAAAUUUUAUUAUUGUAUAUAUAUGGUUACCUUCUCUUUUUUCUAGGAUAAAUAAUUCCAUAAGGAUCGGUUUUAGAAAAAUCAAUAUUAUAUUGCUUCAUCAUUUUGUUUUAAAUAAAUUAGUUUUUAAAUUUAAAUUUUAUUUUAUAAGAUUUUAUUCAUUUAUUAUAAUUAUUUCCAGAUGCACAAAAUUAUUUUGUUAAUUCUUUUAUGUGUGAUAGACGUUAUGA
Molecule: messenger RNA, 4541 nt
Organism: Microplitis demolitor
Lineage: Eukaryota; Metazoa; Arthropoda; Insecta; Hymenoptera; Braconidae
Gene: sip1
Product: tuftelin-interacting protein 11
Exons: 3
Coding region: 150-2597 (815 amino acids)
Biological process (GO): spliceosomal complex disassembly
Cellular component (GO): U2-type post-mRNA release spliceosomal complex
Molecular function (GO): nucleic acid binding
Source: RefSeq, a predicted model, not a curated record